AUGGCUUCCUCAGGACUGGGCUCCAUCACGCAUUCAACCUCUUCACAAGGUGGUGGAACUUUGCGGCAAGAAGCUGCCGCGCUCGCACGACAGGUUAAUCGACUAUUGAAUCGCCAGCUUUCUUCUGUAUGCCAGGUGAACGGCGUUAAGAGCACUGGAAUCAAGGCGGAGCUACAGGGUCGCAUACACAAUCUUAUCCAAGAGGCCAUCAACGCCAACGACCCUGUCCGCCUACAGCAAAUACGUCAGAGCGUACACAAUUCUAUCUCGAACUCGCACGCCAGCUCUUCGCCUUCUCGAACGACUAUAUCGCACCCGCAUGGCCAUGCUUCCACUGCGCCAUUCGGCUUGUCCAGCAUGUCAUUUCCCACUACCCACAGCAGUCUGUCUAAUGGUCAGCGCUUUGGCGGAUCGCAAGCAGUGACACUCACUUUCAAGUCGAGCCCCUUCUAUCAGAUCGAGGCGCAUGUUGGUGACGUGAAGAUUUGCGAAGUCAUGUCGCAGCACCGUAACACGGUAUCCUACCCAAUCAGACUCGAAGACCAUCCUUAUCUACAGAAGUGUGUCGACGAUCCUUCAUACCGAGUGAUGAUCUUUUGCGCCGGAGAAUCCUCGGGGAUGCAAGAAGUCGCGUUCCCCCAUCAGUCAGAGCUCAAGGUCAAUGGUGGCGAGGUCAAGGCCAAUUUGCGCGGCUUGAAGAACAAACCUGGCUCUACUAGACCGGUUGACAUCACUAAAGCGCUCAGGCUCCGUCCGAAAUACACCAACAACGUCGAUUUUACAUAUGCGUUGACGUCAAAGGCAGGUCCCAGUCAAAAAUUCUACCUCUUGGUCAACAUCUGCAAGAUCACUUCUGUCGAAGAGCUUGCGAGUCGCAUAUCUAACGGCAAGAGGAUAUCGAUUGAUUCUGUGAAGCAAGAACUCAAUGCAAAAGCACAGGAUCCUGAUGUAGUGGCAACCUCACAAGUUCUAUCUCUCAAAUGCCCGUUGUCGUACAUGCGCUUAGCGCUUCCAUGUCGUGGCUUGAGUUGCACACAUUUACAAUGCUUUGAUGCAACGUCAUAUCUUCAACUGCAAGAACAGGGUCCGCAGUGGCAGUGCCCCAUUUGCUAUAAAUCUGCCACUUUUGAUCAGCUGGCGGUUGAUGGAUAUGUAAAGGACAUUCUUGCAAAGACAUCAAAAAGCCAAGAAACUGUGACGAUUGAGCCCAACGGCGACUGGCAUACCAAGAGCUCCGAGGACGGUAAUCAGGGACAGACGAACGGUAACUCUUCAUAUCAAGGCACUUACGACGAUGAUGAAGACGACGACGACUUGGUUAUAUCAGAAGUUAACCCUAUCGGUCAUCGUCGCCUGGAAACACCCAAGAACGGCACCCCAAGCAUCAAUACACCUGGAACGGCAGGUCGGGACAGUUCAUCUGCAGGUCCUAGAGGGUUAGCAUCUACCAGUGCCAAACGGCCAGUGGCCGCUAUCAUCGACCUGACCCUCUCUGACGAUGAUGAUGACGAGCCAGCUCCUCCCCCCAAGAGGCAGAACACUUCAACGAACGGAUACUCGGGAUCGAACGGUCUAUCUGGUUCCUCUCCAGUCUCCCCUGACGGUCUUGGGUAUCUGUAG
This is a messenger RNA of Fusarium pseudograminearum CS3096, 1620 nucleotides long. RefSeq lists its product as uncharacterized. Bases 1 to 1620 code for a protein of 539 amino acids. Gene Ontology annotation, biological process: protein sumoylation. Gene Ontology annotation, molecular function: SUMO ligase activity; zinc ion binding. Lineage: Eukaryota; Fungi; Ascomycota; Sordariomycetes; Hypocreales; Nectriaceae. The transcript is spliced from 6 exons. The record is from RefSeq and is a predicted model, not a curated record.